Messenger RNA from Mycosarcoma maydis (corn smut), 789 nucleotides. RefSeq lists its product as uncharacterized. The transcript has a single exon. Lineage: Eukaryota; Fungi; Basidiomycota; Ustilaginomycetes; Ustilaginales. The record is from RefSeq and is a predicted model, not a curated record. Bases 1 to 789 code for a protein of 262 amino acids.
AUGGCUAAUAACCGUGGUGAUACAACACGUUCAGAGGUAUUUCAAGCAGGCUCCUAUGAUGCUGGAGAUGCGUCAGACUCUGGUUCAUGCAACAACACAGCAGGAAAUCAGGAGGAAGGCAUUGAGACUGACCUUGAAAUCGAUGGAACAGACGAUGAGUUGGAGAGUGCAUUGAAUGGAAGAGGUUUGCCCUCUUUGGAUCAAUUGGCAGCCAGCUCUCAGGCCAGUCCUAUGGGCAAAAGGCUGUUUAGACCAGUGACACCAAAUGGCUCUGGUCGUCAAAGCUACAUGGAAGAUGAAGAUGCGGCAGAAGAGGAGCAAUUAGUAGCUGACAGGCAGCAAUCGGAGUCUCAGUCAAGCUCUCGGUCAAGAACACCCCUUCGUCCAGCGGCAAAGAGAGCAAGGACUUCACCUAGGAAGGCAGCAGAAAUACGGGAUGCAUUGAUUGCAACACUUGUACAGUCCAAGGAGGAGAGGAAUCAGGCACGUAUCAAGAAGGAAGAGGAAAAGACAAAGCGAGAGAAGCUCAAGACACGGCGAGCUCUUGCUCAGGUGCAAUUGGAGAAGGAGAGGCUCGAUCGUGAGGAGAGGUGGAAGCGAGAGGAGGUAGACCGGCAGGAGAGACAGAGACAAGAGGAUCUUGCAAGGGAAGAACGAAGACGGAAAGAGGACAAGCAACAUUCCAAUGACCUGGCCUUACAGAUUGUCGAGUUGCUCCAGUCUCGAUCUCAGUCUCAGCAUCAGGGCCUGAAAUCCUCGGUCUCUUCGCUCCACGCCAACCCGUCCUGA